UCCCGCCGGCGGACGAUGGGGACUGGCGCGGAGCCGGCCAAGGGGCUGCUGCCCUACCUGCAGCGCGCCGACGAGCUGCAGAAGCACGAGCCCCUCGUCGCAUACUACUGUCGGCUGUAUGCGAUGGAGAAGGGGCUGGUGAUCCCGCCCAAGGACCGCACCAAGAUGACCAACUCCAUCCUCGUCUCACUCAUCAACCAGCUCGAGAAGGAUAAGAAAUCUUUGACCUUGGGGCCUGAUGACCAUCUUCAUUUAGAGGGGUUUGCGUCGAGUGUCUUUGCAAAAGCAGAUAAACAGGAUCGUGCUGGACGCGCUGACAUAAACACUGCAAAAACCUUCUAUGCAGCCAGCAUCUUUUUUGAGAUUCUCAGUCAGUUUGGUGAGGUUCAACCUGAUCUUGAGCAGAAGCAGAAAUAUGCAAUCUGGAAAGCUGCUGAGAUAAGGAAAGCUCUCAAAGAAGGUCGCAAGCCUGAAGCUGGCCCUCCUGGUGGGGACAAAGAUGAAGCACCUGACAGCACCACUACAUAUGCCCAUGAUAUUGGGCGAAGCCAGUCUUUCGGCAGCAGCCAGAAUGGGAAUGGGGCACCAUCUCAACCUGUUGACAAGGAUUUCAGCAGAAGGGAUAGCUUUUCCCCUGUCCAGCCAGGAAAUGUACCUUCUCGACAAGGUACAGAGAAGUUCAAUGACCAUGUCUCUCCCCAAGCACAUUUCUCACCACCACCACCACCUCCAGCGUCCGAGUUCUCAUCUCCACAGUCCCAGUUCUCACCUCCACCACCUUCAUCUUAUUCCUCCCCUUCGUACCAAGGAGCAGAUUACCCUCCUCCUGAUGCACACACACCACACCCCAACUAUUCCUCGGCAUCGUACCCAACCACGGACUACCCAGCCAACGAAGUCCACAAACCACCAUCCAAUUAUUCCCCACCCCCAUACACAAGAACUGACCACCCUUCCGAUGACAAUUACAACCCCCAGAGCAACGACAAGCCAGACAUCUCAGCUUACCCCCACACAUACCAGCAGCCACCCUACACGGUCGAACCCCAGCACACCUCCCAGAACUACUAUGCCACAGAAACCCCGCCCGCUCCUUACAACUACCCAAACUUCCAGUCCUACCCGAGCUUCCACGAGACCACGCUGCCCUCCGUCACAACCCACCAGCCUCCGUUUCAUCCCGCAAAUGAUGGUGCGACUGCUCCAUCAUACUCUCCUUCCGCAUCAAAUCAUCCUGCACCGAUGCAGUACCAGCCCAGUGCUGAGGCUACGCAUCAUCAGGUCAGCCCUGCCGUUGCUGCUGCUGCACCGCCAGCUAGCCAGUAUAUGUAUGACAGCAGCUACCAGCCAGCGGUUGAGAAGAUUGCGGAGGCCCACAAGGCGGCGAGGUUUGCGGUUGGAGCUCUUGCAUUUGAUGAUGUGUCUAUUGCUGUGGAGCACCUGAAGCGUGCUCUGGAUCUCCUCACAAACCCUUCUGCUGAAACUCAUUAGCUGUCUGUUCCUCAAAGGAAACAUACUCUGUAAAUACACCAUAGUGUAAGUAUGAGCACAUGGAGGUGUUUGGCUGAUCGAGCAUACAUACAAGAUCGCUGGUUGUGGGGAUGAAAGGUUUUUUCCUAGUAUGCUAUAACUGGCUUCUUGUGCCACCUUGAAUUAUUUGUUGUUGGAGUAUUGUGAUAAGGCCAUAUUGGCCAUUGUUUCAAUCGCACAUCCUCGAGUGGUGAUGUGUUGUGAACUCUUUAUACAGGUUGCUUUUCAC
Lolium rigidum is the source of this 1759-nucleotide messenger RNA. Its product is annotated as protein HOMOLOG OF MAMMALIAN LYST-INTERACTING PROTEIN 5-like. NCBI's taxonomy places the organism in Eukaryota, Viridiplantae, Streptophyta, Magnoliopsida, Poales, Poaceae. The transcript is spliced from 7 exons. The record is from RefSeq and is a predicted model, not a curated record. Gene Ontology annotation, cellular component: multivesicular body. The coding region runs from base 16 to 1491 and encodes 491 amino acids. Gene Ontology annotation, biological process: late endosome to vacuole transport via multivesicular body sorting pathway.